AGGUGGCGGUACCAAGCCCUUCACAAAUCAGGGGUAUUGUGUUUGAGUGUUAUGGUGGUGACAAACCCUAAUCGAUACUGGGGCAAGGUGGACAAGAACCACGCGGCGUACUCCGACGACCAGAUCGAGGCGGUCCUCGAGCAGGCGCUCACACACGUCGACCUCGACCGCGAUGGCUACGUGGACUACCACGAGUACAGAUACAACAUGCACAAGCCGCAGGAGAACACGAUAGCGAGAGAUAAACAAUGUCCCCAGGUCGCCGGUCCCCACCCCGACAUCCCCGUGUACGAGGACCAGGACCUGUCGGAGAUCGUGGAGGGCGCGCUGAAGCAGGCCGACACCAACAACGACGGGUACAUCGACUAUGCCGAGUUCAAGUCCGUCACAGUCUAAAUAAACGUGCUUA
Messenger RNA from Aricia agestis (brown argus), 409 nucleotides. RefSeq lists its product as uncharacterized. NCBI's taxonomy places the organism in Eukaryota, Metazoa, Arthropoda, Insecta, Lepidoptera, Lycaenidae. The transcript has 3 exons. The record is from RefSeq and is a predicted model, not a curated record. Bases 52 to 396 code for a protein of 114 amino acids. Gene Ontology annotation, molecular function: calcium ion binding.